GCGGGUGGGCGGAAGCGCGGCGCCCACGUGGUUCCUGCAGGGAGCCGCCGGCGGGUCCCGAACCGAGCGGGACCGGGCGGGUCCAACGGGGCGGAUCCGAGCGGGGCCGGGCCCAGAGGGACCGGCGUCGGGACCGGGACUGGGACCGGGACCGAGCGGGGCCGGUGCUGGCCGCCAUGGAUCCGCUGCGGGCUCAGCAGCUGGCGGCCGAGCUGGAGGUUGAGAUGAUGGCCGACAUGUACAACCGGAUGACCCAGGCGUGCCACCGCAAGUGCGUUCCCCCGCACUACAAGGAGUCGGAGCUGUCCAAAGGGGAGUGCGUGUGCCUGGACCGCUGCGUGGCCAAGUACCUGGAGGUGCAUGAGCGGAUGGGCAAGAAGCUGACGGAGCUGUCGAUGCAGGACGAGGAGCUGCUCAAGCGGAUGCAGCAGGGCACCGGCACCGCCUGAACCCCGCCCCGCACCCCAAUAAACUGGGGGUGUCUGCUGUGCUCCCCUUGCCCCCCAAACCCACCCCGUGGCCGUGUGUUGGGGUACGCGGUGCCCGUGGCUGCUGCUGGGAGCCCCCCUGGCUGGCCCCAGCUGCCAYGUGCCGUGUCCUUGUGGGGGGCACCCCUGGGUGCCCCCCCCAACUGGGCCCAGCCCGAGUAAUCCCCCGGAUUAGGCAGAGCCGGGCUGAGCCCCUUGUAAUCCCCAGUGGGGUGGGACAGGGCUCAGCCCCUCCCUGUCUGUCUCUGCCGGGGGCACCGGUGGGGACAGCUGGGGGACCCUGCACAGGGACACAGCCCUGGAGGGACAGGGCACAGGGACACCCACAUAGGGACACAGCCCUGGAGGGACAGGGCACAGGGACACCCACACAGGGACACAGCCCUGGAGGGACAGGGCACAGGGACACCCACACAGGGACACAGCCCUGGAGGGACAUGUCACAGGGACACCCACACAGGGACACUCCUGGGACUCCCAUCCCCGGCUGGGGAUACACAGGUGGGGGGAACCAUGUGGGGACAAUCCAGGGACAUCCCUGCCUGGGCAAAGACCACGUGGGGACAGCCAGAGAGCACACUGGGGGGAGCGUGUGGAUACCCACGCGGGGACAGUUUGCACACACACACACAGACACCCCCACACACGCCUGGGGMCAGUUGGAGGGGCCAAGGGACCCAGGGAGCUACACUGGCUGAGGGCCACCCCAGCCUGUGUGAGGGAUACAGGCCAGGGGUGACACGCCGAGGGGGACUGUGRGCCGUGUCCCUGCACCCGCAGCCCGGCAGCGUGUGCUCCAUCUGUGUGCCAGYGCCUGCGGGAAGUGGGUCAGGCUGUGCAGGGCGCGGGUGACGCCGCGGGGGUGGCUCUGCGCCCCGCGGCUCCCGUGACACCCGCCAGCAUCCGGCGAGGGGUGCGGGGUGUCGGCGUCACGGGAGCGCGCGUGUCACCGGYCCCGCGGCGGCGCCGGGUGUGGGAYGGGUGUCGGGGGGGUCGUGUGGCCGCACAGCCCGCAGGGGGUGUCUGUCCGUCCCCCCCGCGGUGCCCUGCACGCCUCGCUGCCCUGCCGCCCGUCGCUCCCAUCAAUAUUUCAGGAGCAGCAGGCGGUGACCUGGAACGGCAGUGGCCCCCCACCCCCCCCUUCCCCGCAGCAGCCAGGCCGCGCUCUCCCAAAAUAAGACCAUUUUUAAUAAAUAAUUUCCCACCUUU
Molecule: messenger RNA, 1697 nt
Organism: Malurus melanocephalus (red-backed fairy wren)
Lineage: Eukaryota; Metazoa; Chordata; Aves; Passeriformes; Maluridae
Gene: TIMM10
Product: translocase of inner mitochondrial membrane 10
Exons: 2
Coding region: 177-449 (90 amino acids)
Biological process (GO): protein insertion into mitochondrial inner membrane
Cellular component (GO): mitochondrial inner membrane
Source: RefSeq, a predicted model, not a curated record